Messenger RNA from Strongylus vulgaris, 255 nucleotides. NCBI's taxonomy places the organism in Eukaryota, Metazoa, Nematoda, Chromadorea, Rhabditida, Strongylidae. The record is from the annotation of a GenBank genome assembly.
ACACCACCAAUUAUGGUAUCUUCGACCAGCAAGGAAGAGGAGAAGAAAGAACCUGAGGGGUUGGAAUCGAUAGAGAAGACUGAAGUAAAGCCGGAACCGAAACCUCAAGUUGGAGUGGUCAAACUGGAGAAGAAGCCUAAGGACCGCUCAUUAGGCUGCGGUCUUCUGAAUUGGAUCGACGAGAAUCCUCAUAUUGUGGCUGCUCUUUUCACAUCUAUGGAUUCCGGGCUCCAGGUUUUCCCUGGCAUCUUGUAA